Molecule: messenger RNA, 210 nt
Organism: Aureobasidium uvarum
Lineage: Eukaryota; Fungi; Ascomycota; Dothideomycetes; Dothideales; Saccotheciaceae
Source: the annotation of a GenBank genome assembly
AUGUCUCAAUCAACCACCACGCCCAUCAAGCAAGCCAAAGCCCCAGCCGCUGCCGGCAGCGAAAAGGACCCCGUCCGCAUGAUCGAGAAACUAGACAUCAAGACCAAAGCCGUGUACGUCUAUCCUUUUGCCUCUCUCAAGUGUCGCCUUGGCCCAAACGGCUGCACAUGUAAACACGAUCUAGCAAACUGUUCCGCUGACCGCCAUUAA